Diorhabda sublineata is the source of this 558-nucleotide messenger RNA. RefSeq lists its product as uncharacterized. NCBI's taxonomy places the organism in Eukaryota, Metazoa, Arthropoda, Insecta, Coleoptera, Chrysomelidae. The transcript is spliced from 2 exons. Bases 68 to 388 code for a protein of 106 amino acids. The record is from RefSeq and is a predicted model, not a curated record.
AUCAAAGUAACUAUGUUAACACUGAAUUAUCAAAUUUAUUUUUGACAACAUAAACGUGAAAAGGAAAAUGCCUUUAGCAGACGUCGAAAAAGCUUUAUUAAAAUACGAAAAAGAUGAAGAAAAAAUUGAUAAAAAACUGCAAGAAAUAAAAAGUGAUAAAAAUCUAAACGUGAAAAAGUCUGAAUUUACUUCGAUUAAUACUCUAGAUCGCGCUGUGAAAAGAAAUAAGGAGUUUAUCAAUGAAUUAGAGGUCAUUAAAGGUAACCUCCGUUCAAAAGCUAUUUAUAGUCCAACAGAAAUGCAGUGGAAAAGAAUUUGCGAAAAUUACAAAGUCGAGCCAUCAUUACCCGUCACAACUUGGAAAUGUAUUUCACCUAUUUUCGUUUAAAUUGCUACAAAAUACUGAAGCCGCCACUGGCGAGUUUCUAGAAAUCGUCCGUGAACGGAAUAGAAAUAGCGUGAUAUAAAUUUCUAAGAAAAUAUGGCGAGGGAGAACUAGAAUUAAUGUUUAACCAAAGAAAAAAAUCUGUAAAACAAUGUAUAAAUAAAAUAAAUCGG